Astyanax mexicanus (Mexican tetra) is the source of this 1661-nucleotide messenger RNA. RefSeq names its product transcription elongation factor A (SII), 1 (gene tcea1). Gene Ontology annotation, biological process: DNA-templated transcription; transcription elongation by RNA polymerase II; positive regulation of transcription by RNA polymerase II. Gene Ontology annotation, molecular function: nucleic acid binding; zinc ion binding. Lineage: Eukaryota; Metazoa; Chordata; Actinopteri; Characiformes; Acestrorhamphidae. The coding region runs from base 137 to 1069 and encodes 310 amino acids. The record is from RefSeq and is a predicted model, not a curated record. Gene Ontology annotation, cellular component: nucleus. The transcript is spliced from 10 exons.
CUGCCGCUACCGCCGCUGCUGUGCCUCCUGCCCGCUUGCGGUGGGCGAGCUGCCGGUCUGAGAGCUGCUGAAGGCGGGAGAGGUCUGGCCGUUUUUCCAGCGCAUUCCUCCACACAGCCGAACACGACCGAGCAAAAUGGGCAAGAAGGAGGAAGAGGAGAUCAUCAGGAUCGCGAAGAAGAUGGAUAAAAUGGCGCAGAAGAAAAACGGGUCAGGGGCGCUGGAUCUCCUCAAGGAACUCAAGAACAUACCCAUGACCUUGGAGCUGUUACAGUCCACCCGGAUUGGGAUGUCUGUGAACGCUAUUCGCAAGCAGAGCACAGACGACGAGGUGACCUCACUGGCCAAGUCUCUUAUCAAGUCCUGGAAGAAGCUCCUGGAUGAGCCUUCUGGUGGAGACAAAAGCACAGAGGAAAAGAAGAAAGAGCCUGCAGCGCCUGUUGCGUCACCAUCCGAGGACAGCCCUGAGCCCAGAGAGGAGAGCUCCAGCAGUAAUUCCAGCAGUAAGAGUGAGGUUGCUGACGUGACGCCCAACACACUGAUUUCCACGUUCCCUCGAGCCCCGGGCACGUCUGACUCGGUGCGCCUGAAGUGCAGAGAGAUGCUGACUAGUGCUCUUCAGACUGGAGAUGAUCACAUCACAAUUGGGGCUGACUGUGAUGAACUUGGUGCACAGAUUGAGGAAUGUGUCUUCAUGGAGUUCAAAAACACCGACAUGAAAUACAAGAACCGUAUAAGAAGCCGAAUCGCAAAUCUUAAGGAUGCCAAGAACCCCAACCUUAGGAGGAAUGUACUAUGUGGCAACGUGCCUCCAACCCGCAUAGCCAAAAUGACAGCAGAGGAAAUGGCCAGCGAUGAACUGAAGGAGAUGAGGAAGAAUCUGACCAAAGAGGCUAUCAGGGACCACCAAAUGGCCAAGACUGGAGGCACCGUGACUGACCUGUUUACCUGUGGGAAAUGCAAAAAGAAUAGAUGCACCUACACACAGGUUCAGACUCGAAGUGCUGAUGAGCCGAUGACCACGUUUGUCUUCUGUAAUGAAUGCGGCAAUAGGUGGAAGUUCUGCUGAAGGCAGGGAAGAACUGUCCGCACACAGAGAGGUAGCUAAAUUCAUGGACCAUGUUUCUGUAUCAUCAACCAAUAGGAACUUUUAAGUCUGUGGCCUCUGGUGUACAACGGCCACAGUAGACAUCAAUGUUUUUAUUAUUUGAUUGUUUUGGUCCUUCAACUCAUGUCCUGUGUUUUAACUUGACGUAUAGCUAGGCUCAGCCUUUGGACUAAGAUCGGUGUCGUUGUUUCAUUGUUUCUUUUAUCAUCUCUUUUUAUAUGUAGUUGAGCUUUUUUUUUUUUUUUUUUUUUUUUUUUUUGACGACAUUCACAUGUAGGCGGUUUUCGUUUGCCCUAACAGAAAUUAGACACAAUUAUGCUAUUUAAAUUUCCUAGGCUGUUUUACCAAAUCGAUGGAAAAGGAUAAGGCUGUAGCUUUUAUUUGUUUUUAUUGUUAACUCUGUGUUAGUUUUAUUUUAGUCUGACACAUUUUGAACCAUGUUAGAAACAUGACCCUUCUCCCAAUGUAUUCAAUUUGUAUGCAUGAUUGGCAAAUUUCUACUGUUUACAUGUUUUUUUUUUUUCUUGAGUAAAACAUUUUUAAAGACUUAUAA